GCGUGGUAGCUUCUCUGAGGAUGGCAACUAUUUUUAAUGAUGUCAUUGACAAUCUGUGGGUCAAUGUAAGUGAAGUUGUGUCCCAUUCACCAGUUCAACUAAGAGUAGUGAAUAUUACACAUUUUCAGGAAUAUCAAAUAGCAGAACAAAUCAUUCAUUACAUUUCACCAGUGCUUUCGAUAUGUGGAAUUAUUGGGAAUACACUUACACUAUUAGUACUAGUGACGUCAUCAUUUCGGAAAUCAGUUACGUGUUGGUAUAUGACUAUUAUCGCUGUGCUCGACACUAUAGCCUUAAUAUUUCAGUUGGUUUGGUAUUUCAUUCGACCUAAAGUUAAACCCGACCUUUUUACUGGAAGAGCCUGUGCAAUUAUGUACGCCAUUUUCUUUUUUGCCAUUCAUUACAAUGUGUUUCUGUUAGUUGCCAUGACAAUUCAGCGAUACAUAGUAGUUCGUUUUCCACUUCGUGCCCAAAAGUUAGUAAACAAAAAACGCACUAUUUACGUUAUAGUAGCGCUGGGAUUAUUAUCUCUUGUAAUAAACGCACAUCACCUGUUCACGAGAAAACCAAUCACCAGUCUAGAGACUGGAUUAAUCAUGUGUACAGCAGACGUGAACAGUGAAACAUUUAUAAAAUUUGUGUGGCCUUUGAUGGAUGCCAUUUUGUAUGGAUUCGCGCCACUUUUCUGCCUGACUGUGUUCAACGUUCUUAUUGUCAGGCAAUUGCGUCAUGCCGGCAGACGACAUCGUGAAAUGGUUGGAAGCGGUAGUCAGAAAGAUAGUGGUUGUUUUACGAGCAGUCAAGCACAGGUCACGCUUAUGCUCCUACUUGUGUCAGCGUCCUUUAUGGUGUUUGUUACGCCAAUUGCCUUAACGGUUGUGAUCGAAAGAUAUGCGUUGCGUCUCACAACACCCCAUGACAGAGCAACGCAUUAUCUAGUUCGCGUCAUAGCUAGCAUAUUAAUGUUUACAAACCACUCACUCAAUUUUGUACUUUAUUGUUUAAGUGGUAGAAAGUUCCGAGCCGCCAUUUGGGCAGUGUUCAUUUGUAGCCAAUCAGGUAAUAAUAACAAAUUUGAAAUCACGCCUUUAGCGUCCGUUAGAAAAGAGAAUAGUCAUAUUUUAGCACAGAUUGUGGAAUCUAUAAGUGACGAGGAUAACGUUUCGUUGCCAGGCAACGUUACGUCAGAGUACCCAGAUAAUUUACAGAUGUUAUGAA
Patella vulgata (common limpet) is the source of this 1218-nucleotide messenger RNA. Its product is annotated as FMRFamide receptor-like. Gene Ontology annotation, molecular function: G protein-coupled receptor activity. Gene Ontology annotation, biological process: G protein-coupled receptor signaling pathway. Gene Ontology annotation, cellular component: plasma membrane. The record is from RefSeq and is a predicted model, not a curated record. The transcript has a single exon. Lineage: Eukaryota; Metazoa; Mollusca; Gastropoda; Patellidae. The coding region runs from base 21 to 1217 and encodes 398 amino acids.